Styela clava is the source of this 1194-nucleotide messenger RNA. Its product is annotated as bile acid-CoA:amino acid N-acyltransferase-like. Gene Ontology annotation, biological process: fatty acid metabolic process; acyl-CoA metabolic process. The record is from RefSeq and is a predicted model, not a curated record. NCBI's taxonomy places the organism in Eukaryota, Metazoa, Chordata, Ascidiacea, Stolidobranchia, Styelidae. Gene Ontology annotation, molecular function: fatty acyl-CoA hydrolase activity.
AUGGCCAAAAUCUUAGUCAGCCCUUAUAGUUCCUUAUAUGAUGAUUCUCAGUUGGUAAUCAAGGUAAUAAAUCUUGGAAGAAAUGAGAAGGUAACAUUACAAUCGUGUCAGACGAGUGAUAAAGGAAGACAUUUUCAUGCUUAUGCAUAUUACUUGACUGAUGAUAAUGGGAACAUCGAUGUUUCCGUCGAUGCUUCAUUUGGAGGAUAUUACACCGGCGUGGAACCAUUGGGACUACUUUGGGCAAUGAAAAUAGUUCCAGGACCGAAGCGAAGAUUUUCCUCUUUAAUUAAACAAAAUGUCACCAAGCCUGCUGUUAUUUUGUUGAAUGUUUAUCAAGGUCACAUUGAUAUUGACAAAAUUGGAAUCAAAGGCGUUAACAAGUGUUUGAUAGUAACUUCUAUAUUUGAACGAAGAAUAAUGAAAUCAAAUAUUCGUCGGUUUAUCGUUGAAGAAGAUGAUCUCAGAGGAGUUAUAUUUGUUCCUCAACAACAAGGUUCUUUCAUGGGUGUGAUAGAUUUAGGAGGAGUGAACGGUGGAAUGGUAGAAAUGCGCGCGGCACUACUUUCAAAUUACGGAUUCGUUGUCCUGUGCCUAAGUUUGUUUGGCGCUUUCGAUCAAAUGAAACAAGUUUCUAGUGUAGAUUUGGCGUACAUUGAAAGAGGUAUCGAAUAUCUUCUCCGUCAUGAGAAAGUUUUAAAAGAGGGGGUUGGCGUAUUGGGAAUUUCAUUUGGAGGAAGCGUUUCAUUGGCUGCAGCAACCUUUUUUGAAAAUAUAAAGUGUGUUGUGAAUAUUGGUGGUGCUCUUUCUGCUUCCGGCUUCAAAGAUUUAAUAUACGGCAACAAGAUAUGGACGCCAACGGAAGAAAAACUUAAUGGGCAUCAGGUGGUCGACGGCAUACAACGACCUUCGUGUAUGAUACUAACUCCAAAAUUUCUGGAAAUGCAUAAACACUUCCCUGAAUUCCAAAAAUCUAAAGCAAGCAUUCUUUUUAUUUACGCUGAGGACGAUAAAUGUAUAAACUGGAAAGAGCAGUCAGCACUAGCUAGAAAGCUGAUGAAAUCUUCAAACAAAAUGAAUUAUGAAAUAAAAUCGUAUCCGGGAACUGGUCACAUGAUUGGUCCACCAUACGAUUUUAUCGAAUGUACUGAAUCCGAAAUUUUUUCUGGCACAACUUCACAGUUAUAUUCUUAA